Pochonia chlamydosporia 170 is the source of this 1494-nucleotide messenger RNA. Its product is annotated as glycosyltransferase family 31 protein. Gene Ontology annotation, cellular component: membrane. NCBI's taxonomy places the organism in Eukaryota, Fungi, Ascomycota, Sordariomycetes, Hypocreales, Clavicipitaceae. The transcript has 2 exons. Bases 1 to 1494 code for a protein of 497 amino acids. Gene Ontology annotation, molecular function: glycosyltransferase activity. The record is from RefSeq and is a predicted model, not a curated record.
AUGGCGGCGUCACGACUUUUUGCGAGGAGGACCAUUGUCCUCAUAAUCGUGGUCUGUGCCUUCAUGUCAGUGCUGAUGUUGACGUCGAAACAGCUCGGCCAGCUUUGUGACGGCGGAAGCUAUUGCGACAUCUCUGGCUUGCGAGAAAAGCUACCCAAGUUUGGAAACGAUGGCACAAAUGGCCAUAAUACCAAUGCAAACGACAAGUCUCGCAAAGGAGGCCAACAUGUCGAACAUGACUCCGAGUCUUCCACGCUUGACGACGAGUGUGCGCUAUUUCCCAACACCUCAAGCGUCCAACUUAUUAUGAAGACCGGAGCCUCUGAAUCCUAUUCCAAGAUUCCUACACAACUCAUGACCAACCUAAAAUGCGUACCCGACUUCCUCUUCUUUAGUGACAUGGCUCAAAAGAUUGCGGGUUACACAAUCCACGAUAGUCUCGAUACCGUGCUGGACGAAGUUAAGGAAAAGAACAAAGAUUUCGAGCUGUAUCACCGUCAGAAGAAAUGUCCUAUCGACCAGGAGCAGUGCAAUAAGAACCACGACGUUGCCAAACAAGGGUGGGACUUGGACAAGUAUAAGAACAUUCACAUGGCCGAAAAGGCGUACAAGCUGCGACCCAAUGCCGACUGGUAUUUGUUUGUUGACGCCGACACAUAUGUUGUUUUCCCGACCUUGAUGGAGUGGCUCAAGGCUUUGGACCCCAACAAGCCUCAUUACAUUGGGAGCGUCGCCUAUCUGGGUGGAUUUCCAUUUGGACAUGGCGGCAGCGGCUAUCUUGUAUCAAAAGCGGCCAUGCAUGCCAUGUUUUACGGCAAGACUGGCGUUGCGAAUAAAUACGACGAACCUGUUCAGCAUACUUGUUGCGGCGAUUACAUGUGGUCUAAGGCUCUAAAGGAUGAAACUGGCAUCGAGGUCGUCAAUGCUUGGCCUGUCAUCAAUGGGGAGAAACCGCACACCUUACCAUAUGCCGAAGACGAGUGGUGCCAACCUAUUGUUACCAUGCACCACGCCGCUGCCGAAGAUAUCUCAGACAUAUACGCGUUUGAAAAAGAGCGCAAGUUUCAAAAAAUGCUACGAAUUAAGGACCUGUAUCAUAAGUUUAUGGGACCGGAGCUCGUGGAGGCUAGACCGGACUGGGACAAUCUGAGCGAAGACGUGUAUUAUCUAAACAAGACGCGCGCCGCGUACGAAGACUGGGAGUUGGGCCGAGCCAAGAACGAUGACCUGUCGGCCGAGGAAGCCGAAGCCUACAAGAGUUUCGAUGAUUGCAAGAAGGCUUGUUUGAGCAUGGACAACUGCUUCCAGUUUCGCUAUCAAAAUAGCAUCUGCGCCGUUGCCCACAAAUUUAUGCACGGCAAACCCGUCAAGAAGGGCGACGACGACUCGAAGCGAUACAUGAGUGGGUGGAACGUGAAGAAAAUCAAGGAGUGGAUCGAGGAACAAGCCGAUUGCGACAAGAAACAAUUCAAGUGGCCAGUGAAGGAUAGGUAA